This is a messenger RNA of Rotaria sp. Silwood2, 1152 nucleotides long. The record is from the annotation of a GenBank genome assembly. Lineage: Eukaryota; Metazoa; Rotifera; Eurotatoria; Philodinida; Philodinidae.
AUGGCUUCGUCAUUAUCAUCAAAAGCUACAAGUUUCGAACAUUUUAGUCACAAACUUUAUUCAUCUGUUAGUCGAAAGAAGAUUAAUCAAAAUAUAUUUUUUUCACCAGCAAGUAUUGCUCUUGCUAUGUCAAUGUGUACAGUUGGUGCUCGAAAAGAAACAUUAAAUCAAAUGUUACAUGUUCUGGAUGCAUCAUCAACAGACAGUUUAACAAAAACAGCUGAAAAAAUUAUGCAUGUGUUUUCUAUUGCUCAUCAUGACACACAAGUUCAACUUAAAUUAGCUAAUCGUCUUUAUGCACAAAAAGCAUAUAAACUUCAACCAAAUUAUUUAAGUCUUGUUCAAAAUUCUUUUAAAGCUGAUAUUAAACUCCAAGAUUUUCAAAAUGAUAGUGCUCAUGCUGUUCACAAAAUCAAUAGAUGGGUUGAAAAAAAAACAAACAGUCUAAUUCAAAAUUUACUUUCAGAAAAUGAUGUUACACGUGAUACACGAUUAAUCAUUGUUAAUUGUAUUUAUUUUAAGGGUACAUGGAUAAACCAAUUUAAAGAACGUUUAACAAAUCUAAAUGCUGAUUUUCAUGAAGCUAAUGGUAAGAUACAGAAAAUAAAACUAAUGUAUCAAAAAGAAAAUUUUGCUUAUGCUGAAAACAACGAUUUACAUGUACAAAUUGCUCAUUUACCAUAUAAAAGUGAUAGUCAAGAUAUUCAAUUUGUUUUUACUGUAAUUUUACCUAAGCAAGGUGUUUCAUUGGAUGAAGUUGAACAAAAAUUAAUAUCAAAACCAAGCCUAAUGCACAAAGUAUUAAGUGAUGAAAAUACAACAACACAAGAACUUCUUUUAUAUUUACCAAAAUUUAAAAUGGAAGCUGCAUUUGAAUUAAAUGAUGUUCUUAUACACCUUGGAAUGAUAAAUGCAUUUAGUGGUAGCAAAGCAGAUUUUACUGGUAUUGUCAGUCAACAAGAUGACAGAAAUGGCUCAGAAGCAGCAGCAGCUACUGCAGUUGUCAUGUUGUGUGGUUGUUCAGGAAUGUUUGAGGAAGAACAGCCUAUUGAAUUCAAAGCUGAUCGACCAUUCUUAUUUUUCAUUCGUGAAAGUCGACAAAAUAUUGUUUUAUUUAAUGGCAAAUAUGUCUCACCACCGAUGGCUUCAUAA